AUGGCUGCUGCAAUCAUGCUCAUGCGCCCUCACCACCUUCUCCCUGUCUCCAUGUACAUCAUCAUUUGCCUCUGCUACUCGCUGGGUCUUACUACCGCGCUCUCCUUCAGCUUCAACUUCUCCAACCCCGGCUCUGUAGACCUUUGCGACACGGAGCUCAAGUGCGAACGUGACGCGCGCAUGGGCUCUGGUGCCAUCGAGCUAACCAAGAACGAGACUCGAGUCAACGUCUUCAGUGUCGGCCGGGCAUCGUAUGCGCGCCCGUUGCCGCUCUGGGACGACGCCACCGGCGAGGUGGCCAGUUUCUCCUCCAACUUCACGUUCCAGAUCAGGCCCCAAAACAGAUUGGACGACCAUUUAGGUCUAUGUGACCCGAACUUCACUACCGACUCUAGUGCUGACGGUAUGUCUUUCUUCCUGGCGCACUACCCGUCGAGGCUCCCUCCCAACAGUUGGGGCCAAAAUUUCGCUCUCGUCAAUUUCAGCAACAGCUUCAAUGCCACUGGCGAUGACCGGAUAGUCGCAGUGGAGUUCGACACCUACCACAAUGCCUGGGACCCCAGUGACAACCACAUCGGCAUAGACGUCAAUUCCAUCAACUCCACGACCUACGCAAACGUAACCAAGCGUAUGGUCUCCGACAACGCCAUCAUGACCGCCCAGAUCAACUACGACAACCGUACAGGUGUUCUGGCGGCCAGUCUCCAAAUCCAGGGAGAGGAGACGCUCUACAACGUGCUUACGUCUGUGAACAUGAAAAGAGAACUGCCCCAGCAAGUUGCAGUAGGUUUCUCCGCCGCAACUGGUACCUGCGCCGAGCUGCAUCAGGUAUCAACUUGGUCCUUUAGCUCCACUCUAGAUGACGCCAUGGCGGCUACCAGUAUCAUUCCACGGAGACGUCGACCAGUGGUGCCUGUGCUAGUGCCUUCUGCAGUAGCUGCUUUUCUCGUACUACUCUGCAGCGUCGCCGCUGCCGUCGUCAUAAUCCAUCAGCGACGCAAACGUAAGCAAGCUGAGUUCAAGAAAGGAGUAGGCCCUAGACGGUACCGCUACCGUGAGCUCGCGGCAGCCACAAAUGACUUCGCGGAGCAGGGGAAGAUUGGGCAAGGGGGCUUCGGCAGCGUCUACCAGGGUGGCGGCCUUAGCGACCACGACAGCCCGGUGGCCAUCAAGAUGCUAUCCACGGAAUCGUCAGCGCAGGGGAGGAAAGAGUUCGAGGCGGAGGUGAAGAUCAUAAGCCGACUGAGGCACCGAAACCUUGUGCACUUGCUAGGCUGGUCCGACAGCUGCAAGGGGCUCCUGCUCGUCUAUGAGCUUGUGCCGAAAGGCAGCCUCGACAAGCACAUAUACAACACUAGUCGUCUGCUCACUUGGUCAGAGAGAUUCGAAAUUAUCCGCGGGCUCGGAUCUGCACUACGCUAUCUGCACACAGAGUGCGAUCAAUGUGUGCUGCAUGGUGACAUCAAACCCAGCAACAUACUCCUCGACUCAUCACGCGGUACCAAGCUGGCGGAUUUCGGGCUGGCAAGGCUCGUGGAUCAUGGAGCCAGGCCGCAGACGACGAAUAUCGUCAAGGGCACCGAAUGGUAUAUAGACCCAGAGUUUAUUCGCUCACGCCGACCGAGUCCAGAAGCGGACGUCUACAGCUUCGGCGUUGUUCUGUUGGAGGUCGUGUCUGGUCAGCGCCCAGGGAUGGGGAUGGAACACCAGGUUGAGGAAGUCAUCCCGCUGCUCAUGUGGGUCUGGGACCUGUAUGAGAAAGGCACCAUCCUUGAAGCGGUGGAUAAAAGGUUACAGGAUGGUAACCAUCAGCUCGACCGCGACUGUAAGCGGCAGAUGCAUCGUGCGCUGGUUGUCGGGCUCUGGUGUACGCACCCACGGCUAGGCACACGACCCUCCAUCGUGCAGCUCAUGAACGUCUUACAGUCCGAGGACGUCAUGCUGCCGGCCCUGUCAUGGUCGUUGUCUGAUGCUUCCCUUGGAUCACAUGGAUACAAUGCGUCGUCAUCGGCCAAUUGA
Messenger RNA from Triticum aestivum (bread wheat), 2019 nucleotides. RefSeq names its product L-type lectin-domain containing receptor kinase IX.1-like. Gene Ontology annotation, molecular function: protein kinase activity; carbohydrate binding; ATP binding. The transcript is spliced from 2 exons. Gene Ontology annotation, biological process: protein phosphorylation. The coding region runs from base 1 to 2019 and encodes 672 amino acids. Lineage: Eukaryota; Viridiplantae; Streptophyta; Magnoliopsida; Poales; Poaceae. The record is from RefSeq and is a predicted model, not a curated record.